AUGUCCACGGCGCCCUCUGGCGGCUGCCUGAAACACAACACAGAGAAACUUGACCCUGUUCUUCGGGGCCUUGGCUCUCUCACCUUUGAUUCCAAGCCAGGUGUCAGCCACCGUCCGGGGAGGGGUGCUGUGCCCCAGACCUCCUCCCUGCGGGGUGUGGGACACCCUCCUCACCUGCCAGCCACCUCUUUGCUCAUCCCGAGCCUUUCCCGGCCGCACCCUCUGUCCCAGGCCCCGCGAGCGUGGCAGUGAGAAGAGCCACCCACACUCAGCCGGGCAGUGAGGUUGCUACAGCGCCUGGAAGAGCCCUGGAGAGGCCCCGGGCUGGGCAAGGGACCCCCGUCGCUGCGGGACCUGAUGCCCCGCACAGCACAGCUACGAGAGGUGGCAAAAACCCGGCGAGAGGCUAGGGGAGGUCCCAGUGGUCCUCUAUCUGGUCAAUCUGGAGGCCAAAGGCAACCGCUGGCCAAGCUGGCCCUCAUCUUCAGUCACAUGCACGCAGAGCUGAGCCCCCUCCUUCCCUCGGGAAGUACCAGCUCACCAAGGGAUCCGCCCACACCUUCUGGAGGGGGCGCUGUGGCGUCCUGGGCUGCAAGUCCCUUAACUGCCCUGCGCAAGGACCCCACGUGUGGGGGAAGAGCAGCCGCCUCCCGGCGUCCACAGCUGGAGCUGGACCUCCUCCAACCUCACCUCUCACCUUGGCCACGUGCUGUCUUUGAGUCUGACAUCUUCACCCAGGCUCUUCCAGGGCAGGGAAGGCUACUUCCUUGGUUCCUUGGUGACCAUCUCUGUCCCUCCCGGCCAUGGCCCACCCUGCUCCGGAACUGGCAACCCCCAGCAGUCAACCACCCUGCCUGCAUGGCCUUUCUGACCUUCGCUGAGGUCCAAAGACGCCUGCAGGCCUACAGGGACAAAGCAGGCAGGUGGAUGGGGGAGCGGGAACGAAAGCGUGAGGCCCCCGCUGCGCUCCGCCGGGCCCUCGGGCUCGUGAGCUCCGGGGGAAGCACCCUGCAGACCACUUCUCUCAACAAACCCCUACUCCAGGGGCUCCUGAGAGGACAAAAGGAAGGCGACUACCUCCACCCUGAUGGAAAGAACCACGACCCAGACCUGACUGAGCCAUGCCAGGCAGAACCCUAUCACUGCACCCAGGUGAUGAGUUUCGGAGCUCAAAGAGCUGGGCUGUAG
Molecule: messenger RNA, 1188 nt
Organism: Meriones unguiculatus (Mongolian gerbil)
Lineage: Eukaryota; Metazoa; Chordata; Mammalia; Rodentia; Muridae
Gene: Cblc
Product: Cbl proto-oncogene C
Biological process (GO): cell surface receptor signaling pathway; negative regulation of epidermal growth factor-activated receptor activity
Cellular component (GO): plasma membrane; membrane raft
Molecular function (GO): ubiquitin protein ligase activity; receptor tyrosine kinase binding; SH3 domain binding
Source: RefSeq, a predicted model, not a curated record